UGAUUGGUUGCCCGGAGCUCCUGGACCACCCCAGACCCAGUGGCAGCGGGAAUAAGAGGAGUCGAUUGCGCUUGAAGACAUCAGAGGCACUGCCUAGCUGAGUGUCACUGCCACUUCCACAGUGCCAACGCCUGACGCGAACGCUUCUGCCACUGCCUCUGCUCCAAGCCACCUGCUACCUGCUGCCAGAGGCAUCAUGAGCUUCUGGAAGUACUCCCCCUUCCUUGCUCUUGGCAUCUUGGUCCUGUACCAGGCGGGCAUCCUCCAGGCAGCGCCAUUCAGGUCUAUCUUGCAGAGCCGCAUGGAUUCUUCUAGACUCACUGAGGAGGAAUUGUGCCUCCUACUGGCUUCAAUGAUGAAGGACUAUCUGCAGAACAAGAUCAGUGAGAUGCAACUGGAGCAGGAGACUGAGAACUCUGGCAUCACUGCCCAGAAGAGAGGCUGCAACACUGCCACCUGUGUGACCGAUAAGCUGGCUGGCUUGCUGAGCAGAUCUGGGGGCAUGCUGAAGAGCAACUUCGUGCCUACCUACGUGGGCUCCAAAGCCUUUGGCCGUCGCCGCAGGGACCUUCAGGAAUGAGCAGCUAAAGGACUCCAGUAAGAAGAUCACCAUGAAGCUGAACUCUACAUCUUUCAUUCAUAGUAAAAGCAACUUGUAGGAAAGCAUGGACGACACACACAUAUGCAUGCUCCUUCGUGUCGA
Messenger RNA from Rhinolophus ferrumequinum (greater horseshoe bat), 703 nucleotides. RefSeq names its product calcitonin gene-related peptide 2. Gene Ontology annotation, molecular function: calcitonin receptor binding; hormone activity. Lineage: Eukaryota; Metazoa; Chordata; Mammalia; Chiroptera; Rhinolophidae. Bases 197 to 580 code for a protein of 127 amino acids. The transcript is spliced from 5 exons. The record is from RefSeq and is a predicted model, not a curated record. Gene Ontology annotation, cellular component: extracellular region.